AGGGUGGGUGCAAGAGAAAAGUUAGCUGAGCUCACAAGAUCUCACAAAUCACUUUGUCACCAGCAAGCUGUGACAAGCAGCCACGGGGAGGCAGAAAGCAGUUAAAAGGAGGUGUGAGGAGGGAGGCUGUGUCCCAGCUAGAAGGCGCAGGCAGGGAGAUGCAACAGGCAAGAAAAAUCAGGUCAAAGCCAAUGGAUGGAUAGACGGACGUUCAUCUCUACUGCUGAGUCUGCAGGACAGAGAAGGUGUGUCAAUGUUUGAACAACAUUUCUAGUGAAUGUUGACUUUGAUGGUGACAGAGGAGGACUGCAAGAUCACAUGCUCAAAAGGGAGAGGAAUAUAUUUUUCAUAAUGGCCAUCUUUGCAACAAACAUCACUCUUACUUCUGACUUGGAGUGAUUGACCAAGAAGAACCCUCUUUUCCAUCUGAUUGGCCUGAUUGGACUUGACUUUGUGUUAAAUACUCCAAAGUGGUGUGUUAACGUGUGUUAAGGAGCAGAGGAAGUAUAUUUUUUUUGCUGGGCUGAGUCUGUAAAAACAUGUGAGGAGAAACAGUCUGGUGAGCUGAACAACGCUGAGCCGACACAUGGAGUUUGUCUGCUAGUAGACCAUCCAAGUAGAAUAUACACCAUCAGCAGAGGUUUCGCUGGCUUUGACUCACGUUUUUUGUAUGUGCGAGCGCUUUGACAGCUCACACGCUCAAAGCUCCAACGUCCGUCUGCCCGCCCUCCACCUGCUCCUGUGCAGAGAGAGAGACACCCAAAUGUUAGGAGCUAUUCAUAGGCGGCACCAGCAGUCCUGAACCUUCUCCACUCUCUACACUGCUUUAAUUGUUCUUCUGAGCGUAAACACCUUGCGUCAGUCACACCUUUCCGUGGGUGAUUCAUUUCAUCCAAGGUGGGACGCAGCCAGAAGGGAAGACGUGAGGCAGGACUCAGCCAAGGCACAUCUCCAGUGGCACCAUGAAGGUGGCCCUCCUGAUUGUUGUGGUGGUCUACAUGGUAGCCAGAGGGAGCAGCAUGUCUACAUGUAAGACUUUGGACUUGGAGAUGGUGAAGAAGAAGCGCAUCGAGGCCAUUAGGAGUCAGAUUCUCAGCAAGCUGCGUCUGCCCAAAGAGCCUGAGGAGGAUCAGACCGAAGAUGAGGAGGAGAUCCCCCCUACUCUGAUCUCGCUCUACAACAGCACCAAGGAGAUGCUGAAGGAGCAGCAAGCUCAGGUCCAGACAGACAUCUCUAUGGAACAAGAGGAGGAGGAGUACUUCGCCAAGGUGCUGCACAAGUUUAACAUGACCAAAAAAAAUGACUUGGACACCACCAAGAAGUCUAAAAGUGUCUCCCUGUUCUUCAACAUCUCUGAGAUUCGGGCAAGUGUGGGCGAUUACCGCCUGCUCACCUCCGCUGAGCUGCGGAUGCUCAUCAAGCAGCCGGCGAUACCAGACGAGCAGCGGGUUGAGCUGUACCAUGGUGUGGGGGCAUCUGCGCGAUACCUGGCUUCCCGUUUCGUCACCAACCAAUGGAAAGACAAGUGGUUGUCCUUUGAUGUCACAGAGACCUUACAGGACUGGAUGAAAGGCAAUGAAGAUGAGCAGGGAUUUGAACUUCGGCUCUUCUGCGAGUGCAGUCAGAGGACCACCGAUGCCACUUUUAGCUUUUCCAUCUCGGGGAUCGACAAUGAUCGGAGCGACAUUGGAAUGUUAAAGCAGAUGACACAACAGCCACCUUACAUCCUGACCAUGUCCAUCCCACAAAACGCCAGCAGCCACCUCACAUCACGCAAGAGACGUGCCACGGACACCAGGGACACCUGCACGGCCCAGACUGAGACCUGCUGUGUGAGGAGCCUGUACAUCGACUUCAGGAAAGAUUUGGGCUGGAAGUGGAUCCACAGGCCGACCGGCUACCAUGCCAACUACUGCAUGGGCUCCUGCACCUACAUCUGGAAUGCUGAAAACAAAUACUCCCAGAUUCUGGCCUUGUACAAACACCACAACCCUGGAGCCUCAGCCCAGCCAUGCUGCGUCCCUCAGGCACUGGAACCACUUCCGAUUCUUUACUACGUUGGCAGGCAACACAAGGUGGAGCAGCUGUCCAACAUGAUCGUCAAGUCCUGUAAAUGCAGCUAAAGCUAAGCGCUACACUGACAAGACAUGGAAGACUCCUGCUUUGGGAACACUGAAGGUGAAAAUGUAAGAGUUGAUAUGAAGAACUUACUAUUCCUCCUGGGAGUCACCUCGCCGUGUUGGACUGACAUCAUGAACUCAGUGAUUAUAUUGUCUAUAGAUUUUUUAACAUUACAGUUGUGAUUAAUUUAUUUGUUGGACGGACAGACGUGUACAGGUGUCACACCAGGACUAAAGUGAUAUCCAUGGAAAGACGAAAUUAUGAUGUUGGACAGUGUUGUGCUUUUCCUGGAUGUCAUUUUUUGGCAUGGAAAACAGCUGUUGUUGGGGGGUUUUCCCAGAGGACAUCACUGCAGGCGUGUUUGCAGACCUGCACUAUAAAGGACAGCAGGUGAGUGCGGGGACUGUCACAUAGUGGAAACUCCCUCUGACAGCUUUUACUUUUGUCAAACCAUGUAAAGUCUUUUUAUAUUGUUUGUUAUCAUGAUUGAAUGUCAGAUUGUACAAAUGAAGCUUUCCACGUUGUGCCCCCCCACCUCAUUUAGACCGCCAUAGCCAGUUUUAUUGCCUUAUGUUUCAGGUUUGUAGUUUUAUCUAACACAUGAGACUUUUUUGCACAUUUCACUCGUUGCAGAGUCAUGUGCUUUAGGAAUAAAGCGACAUUGUUUUACAAUGCACUUCAUGUUUGAAUGUUGUUGUAAAUAUAAAUAAGAAAAUAAA
Messenger RNA from Doryrhamphus excisus (bluestripe pipefish), 2840 nucleotides. It is a transcript of the gene tgfb1a, whose product is annotated as transforming growth factor, beta 1a. Gene Ontology annotation, cellular component: extracellular region. Lineage: Eukaryota; Metazoa; Chordata; Actinopteri; Syngnathiformes; Syngnathidae. Gene Ontology annotation, biological process: regulation of cell population proliferation; transforming growth factor beta receptor signaling pathway. The record is from RefSeq and is a predicted model, not a curated record. Gene Ontology annotation, molecular function: cytokine activity; transforming growth factor beta receptor binding; growth factor activity.